GAUUUGGCCGCUGCCCAGGUGCCCGCCUCCUUGGAGAGGUGGCAAGACAGGUGCCUGGGUCCUGUUCGCAGGCGGGAGGAGACUCCUUCAAGCAGCUGCUGUCCCUGCCUUCCCCCUCCAGGAGAACCGGGUUCGGCUGCCAUGGCCGUGUGGGUCCUUCUGCUGCUGGUGGUCUCAGAUCAAGGUAGGGGGCUGGUGGGGGGCUGCAGAAGGACUGGGACCUGGGGCAGCAGCAGCAGCAUGGGCAGUGCCAGAUUCACAUCUAAGCUCAACAAGCCCUAGCUUAGGGCCCCACUCUCUUGGGGGCCCCAACGUUUUUUAAAGGGAAACAAAACUGGAUGUACAUUUCCAAAAUAUAAGAUAAAAACCAAAUAAAACAAAACCUACAUCCAGCAACAGUGUUUUGUGUUGUGUUGGCUCCUCGGAUGUAAGUCAUGGGCCCCGCCUGCUCCCUCAAAUAUCCCUGCUUUGCUCCUUUCUAUAUAUGGGGUGCCGACAUUCUGCAUGGACUGGUUGCAGGGCAACAUGCGCAAAUGGCUUGAGAUACCUCUGAGGUCCAUCAAUGACCAUCUAGCAUAUAUUCAACACAAACAAAUUUACAAUUUACGUAUAUCCAGCACUGCCCUUGGGGGUUCCCCAGCUGGUUCCCCCCACCCCAUUCCUCUGCGUCCAACCGGUUUGUGACAAUGGAGAACGGCUGCCCCAUCGAGUUCCCAGCCCGUUUCUGUUGCGGUCUGAUACACAACUCCCGGCCUCGCUGCCUGUCUUUGCCCCGUCCCUCUGGCAGAGAAGCAGGAUGUGGGGAAGUAACCAAACAGACUGUGCCCACGAAGGUGGGGCAGCGCCACAAUCUGAUUCUGCCAGGUGUGUCGAUUAUUUGUGCCAUGCAGGUGGAGGAACAGCCCUCCUCUUGUCUGGCAGGGAAAGGCAAGGCUGGUUGUAGCGGGCAGCCCUCGAGAGCCUCGGCCAAUAUUUGCACCCGUUCCACCUUGAUGGGCGUCAGAGCCACACGGGCACCGUGCCAGGCAGAGUGUAUUUUCGUUUCCCUUUCUUUCUGUCUUACUGUACUCAAGGCGUAUCACUGCCACGCUGCCUGCCUCUCUAACAUAAGAGAACCCCCAGUUUUGGAGGCAGUCUACCAGGGCCAGAUUUAGGCUCGGUUGGAGUGUCCAGCUGCAUCUCUUCUUAAAAAAAAUAAAGCAAGAUUCUAGUCCUCAUGAUUCUGAAAGCUGUCUGGCCAUUGGUCCCCCUAGCCCCAUACUGUCUGCACAGACUGGCAGCGGCUGUCCGGAGUCCCAGGCAGGAGUCUCCCCCCGCCUACCCGUAGAUCCCUCUGGGGAUUGAACAAUGGGACCUUUUGUCUUCUAGGUGAGAUGCUCUCCUACUGAGCCUUCAGAAAACCAGAGGUAGACUAGCUUGGGCCAUGGAGGUUCCAUCGGGCCACCUUUAGCAUUUCAGGGGGCUCUGCUGGAUGACCCUUUGGGGUCCCAACGGUACACUGCGACGAUUCACCCUCCAGUCUCUGCUUCUCAAUUUGUAUCGUAUUAUUUUAUGCACUGUGGCUUGCAGUGGUUUUAUUGAUUGUAGUUUAGAAAUUAUUUAUUGUAAUUGUUAAGAGUGUAUUUCUGUUUAAUUUUUAUAUGCUGAUAUUAUUAUUCUUAUACUAUUCUAAUGAUUUCUGAAUGUUACUUUAUUUGAUGCAGGUUGCUUAUUUUAAAGCUAUGUUUUAUUCUCAUGUUUUUGUAUUGCAUUUGAUGGUUAUAAGACAUCCAUUCUUUGUUUCUUCAGCUUGCAAACUGCCUUGGGUACAGUAAGACAGAAAGAUGGUAUACAAAUUAAAAGUGAUGAUGAUGAUGAUUCCUUGAGCCGUGGAGGUUUGCUCCUUUCUGACUUUCCUUCCCCUCCCGUUGCAGUUGUCUCAGCCAGCACACAGGCCACUCACAGCUCUUCAGCAGCAAGCCCCCCGGCCAUCUCUGAACACCUAAGUACACCCAGUUCCGGGGCGGAGGAAACCUAUGCACCCCACAGCGAGAUCAGCCCCACGGCAUCAGAAGCACCCACAGAAGAGACCGCCUCUGCCAACCACACGACUCACCCGGGCUCCUCGCCUCCUCCCAGGCCCACCAACAGCACCACCAGGGAGGGGGGCAACACGACAACCACCGCCCCACUCACAACCCCCCUGGCCAGCUCCAGGGAGCCACUGCUCACCAGCCGAGAGGCCGCAUCCGCCAGCCACAACUCCACCACAGGUGAGAGGCAGGUGAGGGUGCCCUCUGGAUCCUGGCAGCAUCCUGUGCUGUCUCGAGCAGCGAUAUUUUGCCUGUCCAGGAUUGGGGGCUAAUAAUCAUUUUUGUAGGGAAUCGGAUUGCAAGGGGUUGGACUGGAUGACCCUCAGGGUCCCUUCCACAGUUCUCUGAUUCUGUUAGGAUCUUCCUGUAGACAGCUCCUGUAUCUUCCGCAGAAGGCUUUUUUGAAUGAGGAGCGUUCACGAUGGCUUGCAAUAAUAAUAAUAAUAAUAAUAAUAAUAUUUAUACCCCACCCAUCUGGCUGGGUUUCCCCAGCCACUUUGGGUGGCUCCCAACAGAAUAUUAAAAGCACAAUAAAACUUCAAACAUUAGAAACUUCCCUGAUGUCUUCUAAAAGUCAGACAGUUGUUUAUUUCCUUGACAUCUGCUGGGAGGGCAUUCCACAGGGCGGGCGCCACCACUGAGUAGACCCUCUGCCUGGUUCCCUGUCACCUCACUUCUUGCAUUGAGGGAACCACCAGAAGGCCCUCGGGAGAGGGACCCCAGUGUCCGGGGUGGAGAAGCUCCUUCAGGUAUUCUGGAUCAUUUAGGGCUUUCAAGGUCAGCACCAACAACUUGAAUUGUGCUCUGAAACGUCCUGGGAGCCUAUGUAGGUCUUUCAGGACCAGUGUUAUGUGGUCUUGGCAGCCACUUUUUAUCCUGCCUUACAAGCAGAGUAUUAAAGGCACCUAAAAAAGGCAUGUGUGUUUAGUGACGCACAGUGUAUUUGGAGAAAAAACAAAACUCCUUCUCUGAAUACAAAAUAAAACCUGGAACAGACACAGAGUGAGAAGAUGCAAGGAGUCUGACUGCAGCUGGAUCAGGCCCAAGGGGGUCCCAUCUAGUCCAGUGACUCCUCAAAAUGACCCCCCAAAAGAAGCCCCACAAGCAGGAACUGAGUGAAUCUGAGCCACCGGUCACUGCAGAUUAUGUGAUGGGUGCAGAAAUUCGACAAGGUACAACUUUCUUUCCAGCAUGGAGGUGAAGCGAUGACAGGGGUGCACCGGUUGAAUUCCUGCCUGCUCUGUAUGGCUGGGAAGAGCACAGGAAAAGGAGCAGGAAGCAAGGAAGGGGACAUGAACUGAUUGCAGGUCUUCCUUGGUGAUCCCUCGUAGCCGAGUAAGAUUGUUUCCCAUAAACAUGGCCUUAAUAAUGAGUCCGUAAGUGACCAUGGAGGCCAAUUCUGGAUCCCCACGUCCUUCCACAGUGGGGACAUUGGUUUCCAGGCGGGAGUUGAUAACGGUGAGCAUUUGCCAAGUGUGCCUUCCUCUUGGCACAUUUCUCCCUCGCGUCCUGAGUUCGAGUUUCUUCAAAGCCCACGACAUCUUUGGUAAAAGCUGUUCUCCAGCUGGAGCGCUCGCAGGCCAGUGUUUCCCAGUCGUCAGUGUGUAUACUACAUUUUUAAAAAUUUGCCUUGAGAGAGUCUUUAAACCUCUUUUGCUGACCACCAACAUUACACUUUCCAUUUUUAAGUUCGGAAUAGAGGAGUUGCUUUGGAAGAUGAUCAUCAGGCAUCCACACAAUAUGACCAGUCCAACGAGGUUGAUGUUGAAGAAUAUUGCUUCAAUACUGGUGACCACCAGGUGGCACUGUUGCCUCACAAUUCCCCUCUCCUGUUGGAUUUUCUUACUGAUGAUUUCAGAAUUGGAGGGAUCCCGGGGGUCAUCCAGUCCAACCCGCUGCAAUGCAAGAAUCUUUUGCCCAACGUGGGGCUUGAACCCACAACUCUGAGAUUAAGAUGCUCCAGCAACUGAGCUCAUGAACAGCUAACAAUGCGAUUUGCUGCUGACUCGCUCCUGACAGGUGUGUGUUUGUGUGCAUGCAGAAACUAAUGUACUAUAUGAGGGUAAUUUUUAAAAUAAGUGUUGACUCGCCCGCUUUUGCCUCUGGCCCAGCCCACGACGUGGCCCCUCUGAAGGGAAUGUGGCCCUCGGGCUGCGAAAAGCUUGUUUGCAGGUCAAACAAUCGCAAGCUUCAAAGCCAUGUGUGUCUCCCCGACAGCUGAAGCCGGCGAGGACGCGCCCAUUUCCCAGAAGCCCGGCCUGGUGGCCAUCAUCUGCAUCUUCGUGAUCAUCCUGCUCAUUGGCGCUGUCGUGGUCCUGGUGAAAUGUUACAAGGGGAGGGAGCCGGCCUUCCAGAAGCUGGAUGAGGUCCCCAUGGUGGGUAGAUGCCUGGGAUUUGGGGGGGUGGCUGUGUGGGGAGGGAAAGUCCCCCCCACUUCUGGAGCUGCGGUUAAAACUACGCUUCCCUCCUGGGCUGGGAAGGUUGAAAAACUUUGGCAUCUCAACAGAAUCUCAUUGCAGCUUUAAUUCCCCUCUCUGUUUUCUCUCUUUCUUCCCUGCAGGGCAAAGUCACAGAAGGUUCUCCGUUUGCCCAUUUCCCUCCCAAGUAGCCUGGCUCCCCUUCCACCUCACUCCCCCCGAGGGCCUGCCGAAAGAAGGGCCGCAUCCUGCUGUCACUUAGCAUGUGCAAUAAUAAUAAGAAUAAUAAAAGUUUCCAAAUUUGUCCCCGU
This is a messenger RNA of Podarcis lilfordi (Lilford's wall lizard), 4800 nucleotides long. The record is from the annotation of a GenBank genome assembly. Lineage: Eukaryota; Metazoa; Chordata; Lepidosauria; Squamata; Lacertidae.